This is a messenger RNA of Ceratotherium simum simum (southern white rhinoceros), 1611 nucleotides long. RefSeq names its product AFG2 interacting ribosome maturation factor (gene AIRIM). Gene Ontology annotation, cellular component: cytoplasm; nucleus. NCBI's taxonomy places the organism in Eukaryota, Metazoa, Chordata, Mammalia, Perissodactyla, Rhinocerotidae. The record is from RefSeq and is a predicted model, not a curated record.
ACGGAAAUAACUCCCACCCUUGACCCGGUACUUCCCCUACCGACUGGGGAUCCUAAUGCUGUUGUUUUCUUUCUGGCUUCUUUUUUUCUCCCAACAGAAGAUGACUCAAGACCAGCCUUUGCUUGCUGUGCAGGAGGCCCUGAGGAAGUGCUUUCCCGUGGUGGGGGAGCAGCAGGGCCUGUGGCAGAGCACCCUACGGGACUGCCAGUCCCUCCUGGCUUCCCUCAGCAACUUGGCCGAGCAGCUGCAGGCGGCUGAGAACCUGCGAUUCGAGGAUGUGCCGUCACUUCGAGCCUUCCCAGAUUUAAAGGAGCGGCUCAGACGCAAGCAGCUGGCGGCUGGUGACACUGUCAUGGACAAGCUAGGGGAGAGGCUAGCUGCCCUCCUCAAGGUGCGAGACACAGUCAGCAGCCACGUGGAACACGUGCUUCAGAUCUAUGUGCAGCGUGCAGACGCGAUUGGCAUUGAUGCCGCCCUGCAGGCCUCCGUUGUGAGCCCCUCUGUGGCCGACAUGUUGGAAUGGUUGCAGGAUAUUGAGAGACAUUAUCGACAUUCGUACCUGAAGAGGAAGUACCUCCUGUCCUCGAUCCAGUGGGGGGACUUGGCAAACAUCCAGGCUUUGCCCAAGGCCUGGGACCGAAUUUCGGAAGAUGAACACCAAGACCUUGUACGGGAUGUCCUGUUGCAUGUUUCCUUCUUCCUGGAAGAGUAAGGAAGCUGUGUGUUUAUGUGUAGACGAAGGGGAUGCAGUUGAAGACCGGCAUUGCUGCAGUCUGGUAUUUCUAAAGAAGUGUCAGUAUUGCACCUGACAUAUUGGAAAAACCAAUGGCUGGAGCCUAAGGACUGGCUCUUGGGAGGGUUGUGCUAGAUGUUUCUGUUGGGGCUUCUCCUGGCCAGGUCAUGGCUGAGGGUGCAUGGACCACCCCUUGCCCUUUCCUAAGACUCGGGAGUGGAAGGAGGCAGGGAGAAUGCAGGAAAGGCACUGCAGAAGAACACCUGGCGCGGAAGCAACAGCCACAGAGGUUGUAGACAAGGAAAGGACGGGGUAGAGAGUGGCACUCCUCGCCAUCAUCUGAGCCUGGUUGACACCAGGUCCUGGUUUCCUGUGUUUGUGUCAAUACCUGAAUCCUUGAUGAAAGAGAAAGUGGCUUUGAUGAUUUAAAGAAAUAAGGGUGAUGGUGGUGGAAAACAGUAAUGGUUUUCUGUUUGCAGUAACUCCUUAUGGUCAGAAGAUGUCAGUUUCCAGAGCCUACCACCAGGGGGCGGUGGUGCAGCAUGAAUUAUUCUGAACGCCUUGUCUUUGAGGGUUUCCCUAUUGCUCUUCCUGUCUGAGAGGCAGUAACUAGGUAUAGUGGGACUCCUAAAAUGACAAGGUUUUUUUGACCAAAGCUGGCAACUGACUUGCCACAUUCCUCUCAUCUUGGAGUAGCUGUCUGUGUGGGAGAGCACCAGCCCAGAGUUAGGCGAUUAGGAUUGCGUUUCUGAGGUCCAGCGCCUUCGUCUGGGAAAUGGUCGUGGUACUUCCAGACCUGUCACCUUCCUGGGCUCUUGUGAGAAUCUGGGUCAUUAGAUGUAAAGGGGCUUAAUAAAGAGUAUAGAUGUUUUUCAAAA